Molecule: messenger RNA, 7374 nt
Organism: Aspergillus mulundensis
Lineage: Eukaryota; Fungi; Ascomycota; Eurotiomycetes; Eurotiales; Aspergillaceae
Product: type I polyketide synthase
Exons: 9
Coding region: 1-7374 (2457 amino acids)
Biological process (GO): secondary metabolite biosynthetic process; fatty acid biosynthetic process
Molecular function (GO): oxidoreductase activity; fatty acid synthase activity; phosphopantetheine binding
Source: RefSeq, a predicted model, not a curated record
AUGUCCCAAACCGCCUUUCGUGAUAGUCUGCCUGAGCCGAGCUGUUGGGUUGAUGAUCCGAUUGCAAUCAUUGGCCUCGGAAUGCGUCUGCCAGGCUCCAUCCGCACUCCUCAACAGUUCUGGGAGUUCCUAGUAAAUAAAAGGAGCGGCCGCUGCCGAGUCCCUGAAGACCGUUACAAUGUGGGUGCUUUCCAUGGCCCAAAGGGAAAGCCUGGCCAUGUCUGCACAGAGUAUGGGCACUUCCUAGAUGUGGACCUCACCACUUUGGAUAGCUCUUUUUGGUCACUACCGGCAAAGGAGCUUCCGCUUCUUGAUCCCCAACAGCGGCUGUUGAUGGAGGUGAUCUAUGAGUGCCUAGAGAGCAGCGGGACGGCCGACUACAAAUGCAAAGACAUUGGCUUGUAUGUAGGCGCGCUCGGCGAAGACUGGAUGGACAUUCAGACUAGAGAUCCCCAGAGCCCAGGAAUGCACUUCGUCGCUGGUUACAGCGACUUCUCACUAUCUAAUCGGUUGUCAAAAGUGCUUGGCCUCACUGGACCGAGCAUGACCAUUCGCACUGCCUGCUCCUCUUCUAUGAUGGCUUUACAUGCUGCUUGCCAGGCUCUCUAUUCAGGUGACUGCUCCUCGGCCGUGGUCGGUGGUAGCAAUCUUAUCCUCUCGCCCCGCAUGACGACGACUAUGUCAGAACUUGGCGUACUGUCACCAACUGGAGAAUGUCGUUCCUUUGAUGCCAGAGCAGAUGGCUACGGGCGUGGUGAAGCGGUCAACGCUAUCCACAUCAAGCGUCUCUCCCAAGCCCUACGCGACGGCAAUCCAAUCCGCUCAGUGAUCCGCUCAGUUUGCAUCAAUUCAGAUGGAUCGCGAACUCCUUUGUUUGUACCGAGCCCUGAAAGCCAUGAGCUUCUGAUUCGACGUUGUCACUAUCUGGCUGGUAUCUCGGACCUCUCUCAAACCGCCAUGAUCGAGUGUCACGGGACUGGUACAAAGGUUGGCGACGUCCAGGAAGCCAGGGCCGUGGCGAAGGUGUUCGGAGAGCUUGGAGGUAUCUUAAUAGGAUCGGUAAAACCUAACCUCGGACACAGCGAGGGCGCGUCAGCCCUCACUAGCAUGAUCAAGAUGGUGUUGGCGUUAGAACACCAAACGAUCCCUCCAAACAUCAAUUUCUCAAUACCUAACCCUAAGAUUCCGUUCGAAGCUGCUCGGCUUCGUGUCCCGGUAGAAUGCGAACCAUGGCCGAGAAAUAAAACGGAGCGAGUUGGCCUCAACGGUUUCGGCAUUGGAGGAGCAAAUGGGCAUUACAAGGUCCUCCUAGAGUCUGCCAGAUCUGUACUGGGAGUACCAGCGGAUACCAUGGCAAGUGAUUGCGGCCCCAGGCUGCUGGUCUUUUCUGGAACACACUCCGAAUCGGUGAAGCGCAGCAUCGCGCAAAGCCUGGAUCAUUUGGCUAAAAGCCCCGCUGACGUCGCAGAUGCUAGCUACACUCUAGCAUGCCGCCGCCAGACAUACCCCAAUCGCGCGUUUGCUGUCGGGUCUGUCGGGUCUUGGGAGAUUUCCCCGGUCCAGAAAGCUGGACCGGCGGAUCUAAUCUGGGUCUUUUCCGGUCAAGGAGCACAGUAUCCGGGAAUGGGCAGGGUCCUAAUCAACACUAAUGCUAUAGCGCAGGAUACGAUCCGGCACUUGGAUGAGGUGUUGGAUGCCAUUGAUCCUGGAAGAUCCUGGACCCUUCGCGAUGAGCUACUUCGACCAGAGGCUUCUUCACGGUUGUCUCAGGCCAAGUUCUCCCAGCCUUGUUGCACUGCCAUUCAGAUUGCCCUCGUGGACGUGCUUCAAUCCCUGAAUGUGCAUCCCUCUGCCGUGGUGGGCCACUCGGCGGGCGAAGUUGCCGCCGCCUACGCUGCGGGUGCGUUGACUGCUGACGAAGCCAUGACCAUAUCUUACCACCGGGGCCUGAUUGCGGAUCAGGUUGAGGGUUCUGGAGGCAUGAUGGCUAUUGGCUUGAGCCGAGACCAGAUCGCGGCUUUUGUGGCCAACAACGUCACCAUCGCAUGUGAGAAUAGCCCUAAAAACGUGACUAUAAGUGGGGACCUAGCUGCGUUGGAAGCUGUGGCUGUUGAACUGCAACGCAAAUACCCGGAAGUCUCGAUCACGCGCCUGGCUGUAGGCUGCGCCUAUCAUUCCGGCUACAUGAACAAGGUGAAGGACAACUAUAUGGAGCGGCUCGCAGACUUGCGAGUCGAAGCAAGAAAGCUCUCGGCCGUGUUCGUUUCCUCCGUCACAGGAACCCGUGUGGAUAAUGCAGCAGAGCUUGGCCCUGAAUACUGGUGUUGUAACCUCGUCUCUCCCGUUCUUUUCUAUGCGGCCAUUGGCAUUGCCGCUGCCGAGCUACUCAACCCGGUAUUCCUUGAAAUUGGACCGCAUUCAGCUCUUUCCGGCCGUCUGCGUGAUAUUGCGCCGUCAAUCCCGUAUAUUCCGACCCUGGUCAGGGGCGGCAAUGCACAAACUUCUUUCCUACGUACGGCUGGACGGCUAUUUCAAUUCACCUCACUUGACCUCUCCAGUCUAUGCGCUGGGCGGGCCCUUGCAAGUCUGCCGCCGUAUCAAUGGCAUUACGACGACCGAUUCUGGUCCGAGUCACGACUUUCCCGAAACUGGCGAUUCCGUCAGCAUCCCCACCACGACAUACUAGGCUCGAAGAUCCCCGACGGUAACGACACCGAGCCUCUCUGGCGGUCUCUCAUUUACCUAGAUAAUGUUCCCUGGCUGCGGGACCAUAUCAUAGACGGAAAAGCUGUCUUUCCCAGAUCUUGCUAUAUCUCAAUGGCGGGCGAAGCCAUCCGUCAACUGACUGGACAACCUGACUUUUCCUUGCGGCGCAUAUUGUUCCUGGAAGACUCUACAUUGCACGAUAAGCACCCUACUGAGCUCUUGACGCAGUUUCGACCUGAGCAAGAUACUGGGUGGUAUACUUUUACUGUCACAAGCCACUUCGAGGGCACGUGGACAAAGCUUUGUACCGGCCAGGCUCGAGGAGGGUGUCACUUUCCUCUUGAUAUCACGCAAAUCCGUCCAGGGCAUCGGAAGAUCAAGCCAGGCGCCCUUAACCAUGCAAUGAAGAGGCUAAGAGUCAAAUAUGGGCCUCGUUUCAGCGUCAUGGAUCAAAUUGCUGUUAGCACGACAACUCCAGAAGCGACGGCCAAGAUUGCGGACACGCGCGAGAAGCAGGAGAGCACUUAUACCAUCCAUCCUUGCGUGAUUAGUUCCAUAUUCCAGCUAUUCACGGUUGCCAUGGCAAAAGGUCAAUAUAUCGACCGACUUGGUACGCCCACGUACAUUGAUGAAAUCUACGUGCGAUCUUCGGCUGGUUCGCUCACUACCCAAUCCAUUAUCUCAGCCAUCCAGGGAAAAACAUGCUUUGGUAAUGCCUCAGCCUUUUCUAACGGCAAUCUAGCAAUUUCCAUACGCAAUGCGCGGCUUUCUCUAACAGACAAUCGCGAUAGUCGUGGCGCGAAUCCCCAUGCUGGCGCCCGACUUAUUUGGCAGCCGGAUAUUGAUGCGAUAAACAUGACUGACCUAAUCCGACCUGAUUGCGACGAGUCGGCCACACAAGGGCUUGCUUUGGUUGAGGAGCUAGUUCUGGCUUGCAUAAUUGAAAGUGAGCAGCAAGCUCGCAACAUACAAACACUCCCGCACUUGGCCAAGUAUCACCAAUGGCUAUACCUACAAAGACGGCGCGCUGAAUGCGGAAACUACGACCACGUCCCAUCGUGCCAGGGUAUUGCGUCGAUGUCUGGUCCAGAUCGGAGGCGCUACAUGGAUGAGCGUUAUCGAAAGGCGCUCAAUACCCCAGCGCGGCACGUGGCGACUGCGGUUAUGCGCAUAUCCGAAGGGAUCAUCGCCCUGUUCCAGAGCCAGGUUGAGUCGUUAAGUUUGUUGAUGGCGGAUGACUUGCUGUCGGCUAUCUAUGAGUUUGGCCUCUGCGACUUUGCUGAUUUCUUCCGCGUCCUUGCUCACAACCGACCCUGUAUGCGCGUACUAGAGCUCGGAGCAGGAACUGGCGGCGCGACUGCUACGAUCCUACCAGCAAUGCACGGUCCCCACGGAGAACGGCUGUAUCACCAAUACACAUAUACUGACAUCUCGUCCGGGUUCUUUGAACGUGCUCAGCAGCGUUUUAGCACUUACAGUGGCAUUGAGUACCGAGUACUAGACAUCACAGUCGACACAGCCGCUCAAGGGUUCGAUGCGUCCUAUGACCUUAUUAUCGCCUCCAAUGUCCUCCAUGCCACACCGAACCUACAGCAAACCCUCAGCCAUGUGAAAGCCUUGCUCAAGCCUGGCGGGAAACUCUUCCUCCAAGAACUCGCUCCCACCACCAAAUGGAUCAAUUACAUUAUGGGCACGCUUCCUGGUUGGUUUCUCGGCAGAGAUGAUCGACCGUGGGAACCGUAUGUGUCGCCGGAGCGAUGGGAUGCGGAGCUACGUGCCGCUGGGCUGUCUGGAGCGGAUGCUGUGGUUCAUGAUGGCCAGGUGAAUGCUCAUAUAAUUUCAUCAUUGCCAGAGGUACCCACCAACCCAGACAGACGUGCCACCAUUCUUUGCGAAGAAGGCUCUCGGCAUCUUAACCAUGUCCUGUCUUGCCUCCACUCUCAGGGAUUUGUAACUGAUACGCGCUAUCCGGGAGACAAACUACCUAAAAGCAAAAUGGUUAUAUCAUUACUGGAACUCGAUGGUCCGCAACUGCACGGUGUGGAUGAAAACAAAUACCUAGUAUUGCGAGAUCUUCUCAUGUCUCUUAACAAAACACCAAUGCUGUGGGUUACCAGGUCGUCUCAAGUCAACUGUUCAGAUCCACGUUACGCAGCGACACUUGGCCUGUUGCGGACAGCUCGCAGGGAGCUUGGGCUUACAGUUGCUACUCUGGAGUUAGAUGCUAUCAAUGAUAAAUCACUCCUGGCUGUGGUCGAGGUGGCUGAACGUCUCCGUAAUGUUGAUCCCGAGUCAUCAUUUGAUCCAGUGCUAGAGUAUUCUUAUGCACGCGGAAUACUGAUGGUUGGCAAGCUCUACCCAGCGGUUGUUAGUGAAGAACUUCUUGAUAACGCGCCAAUCGGAGGCAAGAAUGCAGCAACAGCAGUGCUUCGAGUCACAAAGCUCGGAAGUAUUAAAUCGCUCACUUGGGAACGCAAGUCAGUUGACACAUCCUCAUCUGUCGAGGAUUGGGUGGAGGUCGAGACGCGUGCUAUUGGCAUCAAUACCCAUGAUCUCCUCGUUCUCAACAGUGCUCUUGAUGCGACCUUGGGUGCUGAAUGCGCUGGUACCAUCCGCCGAGUUGGACAAGGAGUCAAGAACCUGCGCAUCGGCGACCGAGUUAUAGUUUUGUUUCCCGAAUCUGGAGCGUUCGUGUCACGUUUCAUCACCAGCGAAAGACUCUGUACUCGCAUGGCUCGUGAUCUAAGCUGGUCUGAGGGAGCCACGAUGCCCUAUGCCUUUGCUACCGCGCUAUACGCGCUGAUUGACGUAGCGCGCUUGAAACAUGGACAGUCUGUUCUGAUUCAAUUCGCCUGCAAUGCAUUCGGUCUAGCUGCUAUCCAGAUCUGUCGCAUGAUCGGAGCUAAUACAUAUUGCACGGCCGGAAGCGACGCGGAAGUGAGCUAUCUGAACCGGCUGGGCGUUAUGAAAGAGCACAUAUUCUCCUUCAAGGAUAACGCCUUCAUCCAUGGUCUGAUAGCCGUGACGAAUGGCCGUGGUGUCGACGUCGUCCUGAAUAAUACCUCAGGCGAAUUGUUCCACACAUCCUGGAACUGUGUCGCCGAAUUCGGUACACUGGUAGACCUGCCUCAAGGUGACUUCGACAAACAGCUACCCAUAGAUGCCUUUCAAGGAAACCGCUCUUUCUCCGCAGUUAAUGUUGCCCAGGUGGCUCCAACCCGACCAGAGAUCAUCCAGGGACUACUACGGCGAUGCAUGCACCAUUACGCUUUGGGAGAACUAACUCCGCUACCAGUCCAGGAGUUCCCAGCUGACAGAGCGCAAGAUGCGUUUCGUUGCGUGGAAGCUGGAACUAUGGAAAGAGUCGCCGUCAUCAUGCCUGAGGACCUGUCUUCGCUGCAUGUGAAACUGGACCGCAGAACGCCGUCCUUCCGUAGCGACGCUAUACACCUUAUUAUUGGCGGUUUAGGUGGGCUUGGGCGCUCUGUCAGCUCCUGGAUGGCUUCUCAUGGUGCGCGGCAUUUCGUUUUCUUCUCGCCCUCUGCAGGCCUGAAAGAGGAAGAUGAUUUUGUCCUAGAGCUUCGUGCCCAGGGCUGCCGCGUGGACCUUGUGUCGGGCGAUAUCAGCAAAGCUGAGGACGUUGACGCGCUCAUCAAAGGACUAAACAACAACAUUCCCUUGGCUGGUAUACUGCAAGCAUCCAUGGCGCUCGAGGAAGCUUUCCUUGCGACCAUGUCCUUCACCCAAUGGCAAGCAGCAUUCGCACCAAAAUGCCAAGGGACAUGGAUCAUUCACAAUGCUCUGCUCAAACACCGUCGACGGACCGACUACUUCCUUCUAUUCAGCUCGCUGUCUGGGCUAAUCGGGCAAACCGGUCAUGCCAACUACGCAGCUGGAAACGCCUUUCUCGAUGCAUUUGUACAGUACCGCCAUUCACUUGGCUUGCCUUGCUCGGCGAUUAAUAUUGGUGUUAUGGAAGAUGUGGGGUAUGUCAGUGAGCAAGCACAUGUCAUUGAGCAUUUCGUUGCUACGUCGACCCAUACCCUGCAUGAACGGGAUCUCCAUGAUGCGAUUCAGCUGGCGAUUGAAAGCUCUCUCCCUUUUUCGCCGGAGCCAAAACAGGAAGCGGCAUGGCCCUCAUAUGUCAGUCAAAGUCAGAUUGUAAUAGGUUUGCGCAGCACGGCUCCACUGGACGCGGCGAGCAACCUUGUAUCCUGGCGACGCGAUCCGCGCAUGGCCGUUUACCAUAACCUGCACCAAUCAGCCAAUAUGGACACGUCCUCAAGCACGCCUACCACCGCCGACGACCGGAUCCUCGACAACUUCCUUCACCAAGUCAAGCAUCAACCCGAUAUCCUUAGGCAACCGGAAUCUACUGAUCUUUUGAGCAAGGAGAUCGGCAAGACUCUAUUCAACUACAUGCUACGCGAUCACUCCGACUUGGAUAUAGAUGUCCCACUCACGUCUCUGGGUGUUGACUCUCUGCUCGGUAUCAAAUUGCGCGACUGGCUCAAACGGAAGGUUGGAGUUGAUAUCAAUGUGGUGCAGAUUCUGGCGAGUGGGAGUCUACGCGAGCUUGGAAGGGUGACCGCGGAGUCUAUGGCCAUGGCCGCAUCAGGGAAUGCAGAGGGCACAGUUGACGUUGCUGGCGGUUCGUCCGAACCUUAG